CUGACUCCACAGGCACCAUAUAGCCUCCUUCACUCAUACAGAAGCGGCUAUUAAAGGAAAGCUAUUCACAGUCAACAUGCACCGAUCCUAUCAACCAAUUCUACCAUGUGGCAAUAAGUAUUUGCAGCAGAAAUGGGACCAAACGUACUAUGACGAGCACAGGAGAAAGGUGCAGUCAGCAAAACCAAUGGUAGAUACCAACAGUCCGCAGACAUAUGUUCACCUUAACAUGAAGCUAAAGAAGCUAAAGCUAGAAGAAGAGCGACUGUCAGUCAUAGAGAGGGACAACCGCUUGCUGCUGGAGAAGAUGUCACAUAUAAUGAGAACCAAAGGAAGGGUGGACAACACAAAUGAUUAUGAAGCUAAAAGUUUAAACAAGGAGAAAAGAGAACAAGAGUUAUUGAGAGUAUCAAGAGAGAACCAAGCCAUUCUGGAGAGGAUUAACAAGUGUGAACCUCAAUAUCAAGUAGAAAGGUGGCAUGAAGAUUGGGUAAAAGCAGAAAGAUAUAUGGACAGCAUUGCAAGAUAUCCUCGAGGAUGGUAUAUCACCCAUCAACACAAGCAUUCAUCAAAAGGACAAAAAUCAUCCAUGGAAUGUUCUUCCGCUACAGCUAAAGAAGGAACUGUUCAGAGCGGAAGACGUAAAGAAUCCCUGCGGGGAAGCCAUAAUAACAAGAGAGGGGUAACCAGAAAAGAGACAGUUAGCAAGAAGGAUGGAAAAACUAUAAUUCUAAAACAAACCCAAUCAGUGGGAAAACAUGAAAAAGAAAAUAAGAAAAUUAAAGGUGAUGAUAAGCCGGGUAGGGAUAAAGAUGCAGUAUCUGACACAGAAGUGGACGAACAGUCAACAGAUGAGGCAGCUGCAGAAGCAGCAGUGAAUGAAGAACCAACAGAUAAUACAACAGUGAAUGGAAACCUGGCAGAUGUUGCAGCGGAGAAUGAGUAUCUGAAAGAUGAACAUGAAGAUUAUACAGAGGAUGACAAUGAGAAAGAAGGGACAUCAGAGAGUGAGAAGGAAGAGGAGUCAGACAGUGAAAAGGAGGGAGGAUCAGAGAGUGAUGAGGAAGCUGAGGGUGAAAAGAAGGAUGAUUCAGACAAUUAAGAAACACAUAUAGGAGAUAUGCAGGAUUCAGAUGCAGAAUAGAAUAUCACAGACAUAAAAGGAUAAA
This is a messenger RNA of Spea bombifrons (plains spadefoot toad), 1169 nucleotides long. It is a transcript of the gene CFAP97D2, whose product is annotated as CFAP97 domain containing 2. The transcript has 5 exons. NCBI's taxonomy places the organism in Eukaryota, Metazoa, Chordata, Amphibia, Anura, Pelobatidae. The coding region runs from base 77 to 1102 and encodes 341 amino acids. The record is from RefSeq and is a predicted model, not a curated record.